GGCGGGACGGAAGAGGCGGUGCAUUGGUUUGCGCUUCUGCCGGCGGAAUCGGAAGAAGUCACCGCCGGCAUGGGUCGCAAGAAGAAGGGCCGGCGCGAUGGAACUGCGACGCUCCGGAGGGUCGUGUCUUUCGAUGAGAAGAGUCGGCAGGAGUUCUUGACAGGGUUUCACAAACGUAAGGUUGAGAGGAGGAAAGUAGCUUUGGAGGAAAUAAAGCGCAAACUGAAGGAGGAAGAAAAGAAAAUGAAGGAAGAGAGACAUAAAGAAUACAUGAAGAUGUUGAAGGAGAGAGAAGAAGCCUUAAAGGAAGCUGAUGAGUUGGAACAUUUAGUGACAUCUCAAACAGAAUCGGUGAGCUAUGAUCACCCAAACCAUACGGUCACUGUUACUACCAUCAGUGACUUGGACCUUUCUGGUGCUCGUGUGCUGGGGCUAACUGAGAAUGAAAAUACUGACCCGGAAGGAGAAGAUACCUUGAAUACAUCUACAUUGCCUAAGAAAGCUAGAGAUCCUCUUCUGUCUGAGAGAAUUUCUUCCCUCACCGCUUCUCUGCAUUCCCGUACUCAGAAAAAGGGAAAAAGGAAAAAGAUCAACCACAAACAAGGAACAAAGAACAGAGCCCAAAACACAAGAACAGGACGAACGAGCAAGUCCCAGCGCCGGAAAAUGACAGGCAGGAGGAGGCAUGUCCAAGAUUGAAUGGCUGACACAUGGACUAUUAAACUCUACUAAUUGGCUUGGAGGAAGAUCAGUGUUAUGUGAACCCAAUCUGCUCAGGAUUGCAAAGGAGAGGUGAUACUUGGUGUUCCAGGAGCUAAGAAACGUUGAAUCCAUACAAGUUAAGCAAAUCUAAUCUUGGUUUGUGUAGGUCUCCUGCUGGGAAAGGCCUCUCUCAUUCAACUUCCCCUUAUUUGGGUGGACAAAGGCCCUUUUUCCCAGAGAGAGAUUAGAUCCCUGAUUAAUAUCAUGUUUCCCAAGAUUGGUGGAGACCACAUUCAUAAUUGCAUUCAAGUUCUUAUCUCCAUGCAGUAACAUUUCAUGUGUUGGGUUCAGAAAAAGAAACAAGUAUAAAAGAGUAGCCAUGGUCAACAAGGUGUUCUCCGCUUGUUGGGACAAACACCCAAAUAUUGUGCAACACAUCCGUCAAGUAUCAAGUUGGGUAAGGUUGUCACAGAUAAUAGCAAUAUUUUCUUCUUGCACAUUUUUUUACUAUUAUUCAUAUUAAUUUUCAUCUCUUGAUGAGAAAACAUGUUUCUCAUAAAUCCUUGUGACACAUGCCAAUGAUUACAUCACUAAUAAACAAGCAUUGAAGAUAAAAGUAGUUGUUAACUUUUUGAAUUGUUUUUGCUCUCGUGGCAAAACAUAGAAGCUGCCCCCAUUCCCAGUAGGUCCCAAGGAGUAAUUUGCUGA
Messenger RNA from Ahaetulla prasina, 1410 nucleotides. It is a transcript of the gene NOL12, whose product is annotated as nucleolar protein 12. Gene Ontology annotation, molecular function: RNA binding. The coding region runs from base 70 to 699 and encodes 209 amino acids. The transcript has 6 exons. The record is from RefSeq and is a predicted model, not a curated record. Lineage: Eukaryota; Metazoa; Chordata; Lepidosauria; Squamata; Colubridae. Gene Ontology annotation, cellular component: nucleolus.